Molecule: messenger RNA, 4269 nt
Organism: Dromiciops gliroides (monito del monte)
Lineage: Eukaryota; Metazoa; Chordata; Mammalia; Microbiotheria; Microbiotheriidae
Gene: PPP4R3B
Product: protein phosphatase 4 regulatory subunit 3B
Exons: 16
Coding region: 219-2678 (819 amino acids)
Biological process (GO): protein dephosphorylation; DNA damage response
Cellular component (GO): nucleoplasm; protein phosphatase 4 complex
Molecular function (GO): protein phosphatase activator activity
Source: RefSeq, a predicted model, not a curated record
CGGUGAAAGUUAGCGCGGCUUGGGGUGCCGGGGGCUCGGUAGCUGUGGUCACCCCUGCGUGCGACCGCUCCCCGGAGUCAUGGUGAACAGGGGCCUGUCCGGAGCCGCCGCCGCCGCUGCCGCUGCGUGCUCCCGGGACUGAGAGACUCGGACUAGGCUAGCGAAGAGGAGGCGGGGGUGGCGGCGGCGGCUGGAGGGGGGGCGCAGCGCCAGCCACCAUGUCGGAUACGCGGCGGCGGGUCAAGGUGUAUACCCUGAACGAGGACCGGCAAUGGGACGACAGGGGCACCGGGCACGUCUCCUCCACCUAUGUGGAGCGGCUCAAGGGCAUGUCGCUCCUGGUGCGGGCCGAGUCCGAUGGGUCACUGCUGUUGGAAUCAAAGAUAAAUCCAAACACUGCAUAUCAGAAACAACAGGAUACAUUAAUUGUUUGGUCAGAAGCUGAAAACUAUGAUCUGGCUCUGAGUUUUCAGGAAAAGGCUGGCUGUGAUGAGAUCUGGGAAAAAAUUUGCCAGGUUCAAGGUAAAGACCCUUCAGUGGAAGUCACCCAGGACCUCAUUGAUGAGUCAGAAGAAGAAAGAUUUGAAGAAAUGCCUGAAACCAGUCAUUUAAUUGACCUGCCUACAUGUGAACUCAACAAACUUGAAGAGAUUGCUGACUUAGUUACCUCAGUUCUCUCCUCACCUAUCCGAAGGGAAAAGUUAGCACUGGCCUUGGAAAAUGAAGGUUAUAUUAAAAAACUACUGCAACUUUUCCAAGUUUGUGAGAACCUAGAGAACACUGAAGGCUUACACCAUUUGUAUGAAAUUAUUAGAGGAAUAUUAUUCCUAAAUAAAGCAACUCUGUUUGAGGUGAUGUUUUCUGAUGAGUGUAUUAUGGAUGUCGUGGGAUGCCUUGAGUACGAUCCUGCUUUGGCUCAGCCAAAAAGGCAUAGAGAAUUCUUGACCAAAACAGCAAAAUUUAAAGAAGUUAUACCAAUAACAGACUCUGAACUUAGGCAAAAGAUCCAUCAGACUUACAGGGUACAAUACAUUCAGGACAUAAUUUUGCCAACACCAUCUGUUUUUGAAGAGAAUUUUCUUUCUACUCUUACUUCCUUUAUUUUCUUCAACAAAGUUGAGAUUGUCAGCAUGUUGCAGGAAGAUGAGAAAUUUUUGUCUGAAGUUUUUGCACAGUUAACAGAUGAAGCUACAGAUGAUGAUAAACGGCGCGAAUUGGUUAAUUUUUUCAAGGAAUUCUGUGCAUUUUCUCAAACAUUACAACCUCAAAACAGGGAUGCAUUUUUCAAAACUUUGGCAAAAUUGGGGAUUCUUCCUGCUCUUGAAAUUGUAAUGGGAAUGGACGAUUUGCAGGUCAGGUCUGCUGCUACAGAUAUAUUUUCUUAUCUAGUAGAAUUUAGUCCAUCAAUGGUCCGAGAAUUUGUUAUGCAAGAAGCCCAGCAGAGUGAUGAUGAUAUUCUUCUCAUCAAUGUAGUAAUUGAACAAAUGAUCUGUGAUACUGACCCUGAACUAGGAGGAGCUGUUCAGUUAAUGGGACUCCUUCGUACUUUAAUUGAUCCAGAGAACAUGUUGGCUACAGCUAAUAAAACUGAAAAAAGCGAAUUUCUAAAUUUCUUCUAUAACCAUUGUAUGCAUGUUCUCACAGCACCACUUUUGGCUAAUACUUCAGAAGACAAAUGUGAAAAGGAUGAAAUAGUUGGCGCUAACAAAAGUAACACAAUUUGCCCUGAUAACUACCAAACAGCACAGCUGCUUGCCUUAAUUUUGGAAUUACUCACAUUUUGUGUGGAACACCACACAUAUCACAUAAAAAAUUAUAUUAUGAACAAAGAUUUGCUAAGACGUGUCUUGGUCUUAAUGAAUUCAAAACAUACGUUCCUGGCAUUAUGUGCUCUUCGUUUCAUGAGGAGGAUAAUUGGUCUUAAAGAUGAAUUUUACAACCGUUACAUCACCAAGGGAAAUCUUUUUGAGCCAGUUAUAAAUGCCCUUCUGGAUAAUGGAACUCGAUACAACCUGUUAAACUCAGCUGUCAUUGAGUUGUUUGAAUUCAUAAGAGUGGAAGAUAUCAAGUCUCUUACUGCACAUAUAGUUGAAAAUUUUUAUAAGGCCCUUGAAUCAAUUGAAUAUGUUCAGACAUUCAAAGGAUUGAAGACAAAAUAUGAACAAGAAAAAGACAGACAAAGUCAGAAACUGAACAGUGUACCAUCUAUAUUGCGUAGCAACAGAUUUCGAAGAGAUGCAAGAGCCUUAGAGGAAGAUGAAGAAAUGUGGUUCAAUGAAGAUGAAGAGGAAGAAGGUGAAGCAGUUGUGCCACCAGGUGAAAAAUCCAAGCCAGAGGAUGAUUUUCCAGAUAGCUAUGAAAAGUUUAUGGAAACUAAAAAAGCAAAAGAAAGUGAAGACAAAGAAAAUCUUCCCAAAAGGACAUCCUCUGGCUUCAAAUUUACUUUCUCUCAUUCUGCCAGUGCUGCUAAUGGAGCAAAUAGUACGAACAGUAAAUCUGUAGUUGCUCAAACACCACCAGCAAGUUCUAAUGGAUCUUCUUCCAAAAAUACAAGCUUGACUACAUCAGUAACAGCCACUAAGGGAAGUCUGGUUGGCCUAGUGGAUUAUCCAGAUGAUGAAGAAGAGGAGGAAGAAGAGGAGACAUCUCCAAGAAAAAGACCUCGCCUUGGCUCAUAAAAACUUUGGGGGGGAGGGGAACCUCACUGUGGGGUAUUACUAAAUGCUGCAACUGUUCAGUGAGCUUAAAAGUCUGAAUCAGAAAGCUUUCUCCCUUGAACAUAUAAGAUAAUAUACAAGGAGUAGCAAAAGACACUCAGUGUAUCAACUAGAAGAGUUUAGUUCUGUAAACACCAGGCUUCCAAGGAACUUUUCUCUUUCUAGUAAUUAAGGAGUUUGCCUUUCAGGCUGUCAAAAAAUGGUGGGUUAAUAGUAAUCAGAACCUGGGUGACAGCUUCUCAGCAAGGAAAGUCUCAGGUUUGGGGAGGGAUGAGGGAGGGGAGCAGGUCAGUAAAAUUUUAAUAUUGCAGGGUUGCCCUGGGUAUGUAUCAGAACUAGAAACGAUUGUGAAACUUCAGUUGCAAACCCAAUAACAUUACUUUUGUAAUGGUGCUGGCCAUAGUGUUCUUUUAUCAGUUGCCUCUUUUAAAACAAUUUUUAGGGAAAACAGAUUUAGCUAGCAUAAAAAUGAAGUUAAACUGUUGGGACCAUUUCUUUAAAAAUUUAACAAAAAUUCAGCCUUUCAGUUUGGGGAAGGCACACCUUGUGCUACCAUGCAUGUUUGAAUUUUACACACCAGGAAUUUCCAGUAUGUAUUUUGGAGAAAAGCAAGCUGGUUUAAAAAUGGACAGUUUUGUUCAUCUAACAUUGAAACCAGCACUUCCAGAGAUACUGAUGACAGAAAUCAGUAGUUUCCCAAGAGAAUGUUCUCCAGGAAUUUGCUUGUGGCUAUAGCAGAGUCCUUUCAGCUGCACCAAAGUACAAGCAUUUGUGGAAGGUACAGUAUCAAGUCACUUUCUGCUGUUAGUAAAGCUUCUCUUUUGCUAAGCAGCUGUCAUCCUGUCACAUUUGCAACUUGCUUGAUGUGUCAGCUGAUAAGCACUAACACACAGAGGUUUAAAUAGUGCUGAACUAAGUGGCAUUUAACAUCAAGAAGCCAUUUUGGACCAAGAAGUUACUAGAAAAAUCAGCCUGCAGCACAUAAACCUUUUCCUUAAGCAGGGGUGUGAUAUGAAAGCUGCUUUUUUUCUUUGUUUGUUUUUGAAGAGUAAAAGCACAUUCCAUGUACACAAAUGAAUUGCAAAAAUAAUUGAGGCAAACAGUUGAAGUUUUAUUUUCAAAGAGCAGCAAGUAAUCUGUAAAUAUUUUAAUGUUAGUUUGCCCAUCUAUGAUCUGAGAUCAUGCUAAAAUGAGAAAAAUGUCCCCAAACUCUAUAAUUAAUGUGUUAGAAAUGAUAAAAGCUCAAAACUAUGAAACCAGCUGCAAUCCACCACAUAGAGAUCGCCCUUGUAAUGUGUUAUGGGUCCAUUUUUCCUGGAAUAGUUUAAACUGAAGCAGUUUCCCUGUUUUGGAGAUUUUGUAGUUAAUUUUAAUUUUAGCUAUUGUUUGGAAAAGAUGGGCUGUCUGUGUAGAUAUGAAGUAUAGUUUUUUCCAUAAAACAGAAUUUAUUUUGUAUUAAAAAUACCACUGUACUUGUUUUACACCAUUUGUAUACAUGUGGUGAUAUUAAUGCUGAAAUGUAAAAUUCAGGAAUUAAAAUGUGACCCUGUAA